AUGGCGAAGCAGACGGUGCACUCCCUGCUCCUGCUUCACCUGACGCUGCGCAUUGGCAGCGGCCGCUGCGAGAAGAAGGUGGCGGUGGUGCCGGGCCCUGUGGGGCGCGCGGCGCUGCCAGGCACCGUGGGCCCCGUGAAUCGCACGGCACUGCCGGGGCCUGCAGGGCAUCUGGUGCUUCCGGCGGCAGCGCCGGUGCUGCUCAACAGGCCUUUGAAUGUGGCUGUGGUGGCCGUCAAUGCUGAAGCCAAGAAGGCCAAGCAGGCAUGGAGGAUUCGGCCCUGUCAGCGUCAGCAUCCCAUCCGCCAGCUCUGGGAUCGAUCCUUGAAGCUUCCGCCGAAGCACUUGGAGUAUCUUCAUGCGGCCUGCUGCGACUUGAGUGCUUGCGUCCGGCAGGAGGCCGUGCUGCUGCUGAAGCGCUACGUGAAGGAACUGAUGUCCCGAAAGGCGCAGGGAUGCAGCCUGCAGGUGGUUAUUCUGACCUGCGCCAACCUGGCAGCCAAGUACUGGCAAAAUCAUGGGCUUCCGGAGCCGCAGCUGCACAAGCUCUCGUGCAAUGCCUUCACUCGCAAUGAUUUCAUUGACGCAGAGGUGGAGGUGCUGUCGCUUCUGUCCUGCAACGUCCAUUGGCCCGGCGCGCUGCUGAUCGAGUGGGUCUCGCUGCUGCUGUUCCUGUGCCAAGAUCUGCUGGCGGAUGGCUCCGACUUGGACAUCCUGCUGGACCUGGCUACGCGGCUGAUGGACGCCUUGGCCUUUCAAGACCAGCUGAUGGCGCAGCAUCUUCCCUCGCAGCUGGCGGCGGCCGUGGUGCAUGGCGCAGUGCAGCUGUGCACCAAGUCCUUUCAGGAGUACAAGCUCUGCCAGCGCGUGAACCACCUCUGUCGCGUAGAGGAUGGUGACGUGAGCAGUUUAUCGGAGCGGAUCUUGCAGGUGGUAGUGGGACAGCAAUGUGCUGAACUGGUCUUCGAGGGCGCCUCCUUGUCUGGGGCCUCUGAGACCACGGAGCAUCCGGACAGGGGUCCCAUUGCCCUGGCGGAUCGGGAGCGCGAGGAGCUCUGUGCCCAGAGAAGCACAACGAAGUCGGAGUUCUUGUUGAUCAAGCCCAAUGGUGUGACAUCCGUGGAGGAACCCGUACAGAAGUCCUUCUCCGCGCCGUCGCAGUCUGCGCCCAUUGCGCAAGCAGCGGAGCACACGGAGAUCAGUGCAGGCCCAGUGCAGGAAGCCAAAGCCGAAGGCGGUGCUUCUGCCGCGUGGCUCUCCGCCACGACGGCCCUCACUGAAGAGGAGCGACAGUUGAUGGGCGAUGCGGCCAAGGCCUACCAGCUCUUCCUGUUGCACGACCCCCGGGCCGCCGAGAUCUGGCCCGACCAGCUGCAGAACCUCCGGCAGGUCACGGGCAACGCGUUUGCAACGCGGGCAACGCGGGCGUUGCGGCCAGAGAUUGGGGGACAACGACAGCUACCAAAAAGGGGCGCUCUGAACGCUGCGGCCAUGGCUUUUACCUGCAGUAAUUGCGGCUUCGAGAGUUUUUCAAAGUUGAUUUACCAGGACCACAACUGUCAUGGCGAGUCAGGAUUGGUCCGCUGGGCAAGGUCUUCGCCCUCCUAUCACGACGACUUUGUUCGGAGUGAAGUGAAAUUUGCAGAUGACGAGGCGGCUUCAGGUAGUCCUUCACCCAUGAGUCCCAAGGAGGAGCUGCCGCUCCCGGGAAUGGUCACCGAGGACGACUUUCGAGACCCCGAAAGUGCGCCCUUCCGGUGCCUGUGCGGCUUCACCGCCUUCUCUCAGAUGCUCUAUGAGGAUCACGAGUGCAAAUAUGUGAUCCGGGAAGCCGUGAAGGCGUCGGUGAUGGCCAGUACCACGUCCCGGCUGAAGGAUGCAGGGCUCCAUGUCGAACGCCAGCUCGUUGGCUCGGACGGCAUGAAACAGGGCCCACAGACGGUGCUGGUGAAAGCCAAGGACACCGAAAAGGUGCUCUUUGGCCCCCGUCCCAUUGAGAAGGACAUGUCGGUCCAGAAGCUGAUUGAACGCAUCCUGGAGGUGAGAAAGCAGCCCUGGGCGACCUUGAAGCUCUUCCAUGAGGAUCGAGAGCUGGGGCUGCAGAUGGCACUGCAGAAGAUUCCAGAACGAUCCCUGCUGCUUCAGGCGGAAAUGAACAGUGCCACGCUCGACAUCCGAGCGAAGAAGUGCUUCUUCAACAAAUACCCGGACGUGAUCACGGAGGUCUGCAUUGCCCCUCAAACGGAGGAUGACUUUGAGGCUGACGUGAAGAAAAUCCGAGAAGAGCUCAGAGCUGUAUGUGGUCGCUACCGCAAGUCGUGCAGCUGUAUCACCGGCGACGUGGCGGUCAUUGAUGCCGCUGCGUUGUUGACGACCUUGGAGGAAAAACCCAAGAGUUUAAGUUGUGUGCCCCUUCAAAGCUGUCUACCGGAGGAUCAACUCGCACAGCUCAGAAGCUUUCUGCAGAAGGCGAAGACGGCAAAAGCAAGGCUGUGGAAACAUGAGGCCUAUUUUCGCUACUACGUCAUGGGCUGGACAGCUGGGCACAAGAUGAGGCUGUCGAGCGAAGACGCCCCCUCUCGCUCCCCCAACAAAUGA
This is a messenger RNA of Cladocopium goreaui, 2598 nucleotides long. Lineage: Eukaryota; Dinophyceae; Suessiales; Symbiodiniaceae. The record is from the annotation of a GenBank genome assembly.